This is a messenger RNA of Letharia columbiana, 2979 nucleotides long. RefSeq lists its product as uncharacterized. Lineage: Eukaryota; Fungi; Ascomycota; Lecanoromycetes; Lecanorales; Parmeliaceae. The record is from RefSeq and is a predicted model, not a curated record. Gene Ontology annotation, cellular component: cytoplasm; nucleus. Gene Ontology annotation, biological process: nuclear division. Gene Ontology annotation, molecular function: mRNA binding. Bases 1 to 2979 code for a protein of 992 amino acids. The transcript is spliced from 7 exons.
AUGCAGAGGUUCAGCAACAUCACAGGUCAGGCUCGUCAUGGCUUGGAGAAGAUGACCCCGGCCGGCCUCAUGUCGAGGCCGAAUCCCAUGGACCUUCCCAUCGCCCAGCCCAUCAAACGUCCAAUGAAUGGCACCCCCAUAUCACCUCUGACCCCUGCUGAUACCAUCGUCAACCUGUCCUUCAACGUCCCUUUCUCUUCCAACUUGAGCGGUCCCGACGUCGACGAAAUCCUCCACGCGAGUCCCAAAGCUCUGGAAAGAUGGACCUUCCCGGAAGGGACGGAGGAGGGAACGCCAAUACACAAGCUGCCAGUGCAUCAUUACAACGUAGAGCAGCUGAGAAGGUCUUGCCGAGUCCUAAACGAAGGAAGUCAAGGCCGACUCGAGGCUACAGUGACCUCUUCCGAGCCCAAGCCAAUACCUGCAUUGCAACGAAGACCUCUGAAGGGUCUGGUGACCAAUGUCUGUAUCUCUGGCGAGAAUGAGACUGUGCACAAGAUGCGAGCCAAAAUAUUGAACGAUACGCCCAUCGCAUUGAGAUGUGCUAUAGUCGACAUCGAUACCAACCUUGUCAUCACUCAGGACAUGACCGGCGUCAGAGCCGAAGUUCUCCAACACCUCGACGGUGUUGCCACGUGGACUGGUACUGAUAUUUUCUUGCUCAAUCCGAAGCACAGUGAUCCAGAAGGUCCCGCUUCAAGCUAUGGCAAUGGGAGUGACCAACGUUUUGACCAAAGACUCCGCAUCGCAAUCUACGGCGAUCCAGAGAGCUCGGAGCAUGCAAAGACGAGAGUGCUCAUCAUGAUCGACAGAGUGCUGCACCGGACUUAUGGAUCGUUGCAGCUCGAGCUGUCCCUACAUACAAUUAUAUGUGGUCGAACUCGCAAAAAUAUCCGCCUUAUCGAAGCUGCCACCAAUACCGCUAUCUAUUUCCCACCUCCGUUCCCCCGCAUCUAUGGGUACACGCCGCAGGGAGCGUACCGAAGAGGCGAUGAUGAAGUGUUCAUUACUGGCGAAAAUCAAGAGUGCAUAAACCAUGCAAAGAAAAAACUUCACGAGCUGGUUCUGAACACUAAAUGCUACGUCAAGGAUGUGAUGGUCUCGGCGCACAAAAUUGACAGUAUAAUCCUCGACCGACUCGAUAAAGUCCGCAAGGUCAUGGAGACGAACGGAUCUUAUGUACUGUUCCCGCAGCUCGGUAGUCAGCGUGGUUUGAUUCGGGUCCAAGGCACGGAGAUCCUGCACGUGGAGCGCACUGUGCGUGAAAUCAUGGCAUUGGCUGGCCAGUUUUAUAGUGCAUCCUGGUGGCUGAUGCUGCAUGACUCUGCACAGUCCAUGAGGGCUCCAUCGCCAGCUGACAUACGGGUAAUGCUCUCGGAUAUCUGUACUAAUUCUGGGUCCGAUGUCUGCUUCGAGAAGCUCACAUUCAACAUCAACGGAUCGGACGACUCGGUCAAGGCGGCCAUGAUGGUCAUUCAUGAGAUACCAUUUGUCAAGCGGGCUCAGUACCAAAUUCGCGUCAAGAUUGAACUCGCCAACGAGCACAAGGAGUUCGUCAGUGGCAAGAAGAACGGCAAGAUCAACAAGAUAAUGGGACAAAGCAACGUCCAGAUCAUCUUUGAUGGCUUCAACGAAUACAACUUCUAUAUUGACGUCUGUGGAGCACAAUACGACGCCACCAAGAACGGGCUCGACCUCGUUGAGCAAGAGAUGCCUGCUUCGAUCUCCUUCCACGUACCUGAUCAGUACCACAAGCGUAUCAUCGGAAUAGGUGGCCAGCACAUUCAACGCAUCAUGAAGAAGUACUCCGUCUUUGUCAAAUUCUCCAAUGCCAUGGACCGGGGUGGCAUUGGCAAAGAGGACGACGAUAUCAAGAUUGACAAUGUUAUUUGCCGCACGCCUGCACGCAAUGCUCAGAGCUUGGAUUUAGUCAAGCAGGAGAUCAUGGACAUGGUUGAGAAAGUGGACGCGGAGUUCGUCUCCGAGACCGUCGUGAUCAAUCGCUUGUACCAUAGAGAACUUAUCGCUCGCAUGCAUAAGAUCGACGAGCUCGAGAAAAAGUGGAAUUGCAAAAUCGAUUUUCCCAGCACCGAAAUGGCGAGUGACGUAGUCACCAUAUCUGGCCCCGAGUAUCAAGUGCCUCAAGCCGUUGAUGAAUUUCUGGGUAUGGUCCCUGAGAGCCAUGAGAUCAUUGUUCCUGCAUCUCCUCGGCUUCGAGAAUUCUUCAAGUCUACUGAGUUUCAAACCGAAGUACGACAAACACUGAAGACUCAGUACGAAGUCAUUCUGAGUAUUGGCAACGAUUCGAAGCCAGUAGACGACACCGAGGCCAGCGAAGCGCGACUUCUGCUUGAAUACACCCGCAAUAACGCCGGCGGUCUGAAAGAUGCCAUUGACUUUCUGGUUUCUCGGCUCAUACCCUACGGCUUGGACGCAACAACUGUCAAAGGCGCAAUACCCAGGCCGAAAUCUGACUCCUUCGAAGACUCUCUGCCUUUCUUCGACUCCAAGCUGCUGCAAAAUGCUCCUGCACCCCUCGGGACCGACUCUCCCACCCGCUCUACUUUCGCCGAUGAUGCUAGUGAGCGCGGUUCCCUCUUUGGGAAAAUCCGUAAGCCGGGCAGCAUUUCCUCCAUCUCCUCCUUUUUGGAUCGCCGCAAGAAUCAAUCCAGCUCUCCCGGCUCUCUCUUCAAACACGCCUCUUCCAAUGCCUCCCGCGCAUCUCUCGUCUCGAUGGAAUCACGCGACAGUGGCUACCGCAACCCCUGGAAUGAUAGCGGUGUCAAUCUUCCAGAAGAAGAAGGCCACAACGGCUGGCCUCUCCGCUUCGAGAACAAAUCCGAACAGAAACUCCCAUUCAGCGCCGUACCCGGUGAUAUGACACCCCGACACGACAAACACGCCUCUUUCGACAGCGGACGUCCAGGCACCUCUCAUUCUACAAAUGGAUACUCGGCCCCUAUUGGGCCACCUCGUUAA